AUGGCUUCCUCCAGGCUCAUUCCCAAGUGGAAUGACUUUUUUAGGCUUGCAAAUGACAUCAUUCAAAAAAGCAAGAAACCCACAGAGGAUGAACAGAGUGACGUAAUUGUGCUGACUGACCGAUCCCAAAUACUAUUCAAAGAAUCUCGCUUUCCUCUUCCUAUGCCGACUAUAUGCUAUUACUUCAUUGAAGCCCAUUUCUUUGCCUCUCUCUCCUGGGUGUCAUCCUACAUAAAAGAAACACUGGCUGUAGUGUGGGUGAAGAACAGAACUGACGACAUGGUUGAAAAGCGAACAUUCCCGAUGUCUGAGCGACUACGGCCUAUCCAGACAAUGGCGCACACAGGCUCCUUUCAUUUCAUCGUGGUCUACUGUGGCGACAUGAUCUUGAGGCUCUUUGGCGACCAUUUUAGGGCAUUCAAAUCCAUGUGUACUGUGCCUUGCCGCUUUGAUAUCAGCUGUCUCUGCUUCGAUCCAGAAACAAAGAUGCUUAUGUCUGGCAUCCUGGGGGGAGUGGUCACCUGGACCAUUGAACCAACUGGCAAGGGUCUCCACAUGAUGCAAAUAUCUCCCAUCUCUGGCGACGAGAUGGUCCAAAACAUCACCCUGAAUGGCCCCAAUGGCUGCCUCGUGGCCCUGUGUGAAAAUACGGUGAGAGUCCUUGAACGCCAGGGUCAGGGUUACCUGGGAGAGGCACAGAGGUUUGUAGCCACUAACUGCAGCUCUCCCAUCAGCUGCUGCUUCACUAGCUUUGAGGAGAGUCUUCUCUAUGCAGGGAACAAGGCUGGGGAGGUCUACGUAUGGACCCUCCUUCAAAGCCAGAGCCCAUCUCUCCACAGCUUCAGAGCCCAUCCCACGUUAGUGGUAUGUAUACAGAGCCGGUUAGAGGCCCACACUCUGCUGACGGCUGGCAAGGAAGGCAUAAUCAAGGAGUGGAACCUCACUUCAGGGAACCUGCUCCGGCACCUGGAACUUGGUGAGGAGCUCUAUGGCCUCCAGUUUAUCGACAACACAACUUUCUUCUGCCAGACAACGCAUCAUUUUUCCUUGCGCCGUCUGCCCAGCUUCUACAGCCUCUUCAAUAUCUGUGGUUCCAUUCCCCAUCACUUACGUCGAGUCCGCUGUAGGGAGAACUGCUUCCGGAUCCUGUGUGCCACUGAGGAUGGCCUGUUGCGCUUUGUGUCUCCUGUAACAGGGGAUCUUCUGCUUAUCACUUGGCCUUUCUCAAUCCUCGACCAUGCUGUGGACUGGGCCUAUGAUCCAAUUAAAGAGGAACUUUUCGUAGCGACGGGCACCUCAGAGGUGCUAGUGUUUGACACGAGCCGCAACCCUUGCCCGGUCAAGUAUCUCCUGUGCACUUCACCGGAUGAUCAGGACUUCGUUCAGUGCCUGGCUUAUGGGAAUUUCCAUCUGGGGCGGGGGCUGGAAGGACUGAUAUUCUCUGGGCAUCAGAGCGGCUCAGUAAGAGUGCUGUCCCAGCACAGCUGUGCCAGAAUUGAGAAAAUUCUUCACUUUGGGGCAGUACUGGCUCUGUCAGUACUUUAUGGGGGUCUUCUGACUACCCGAGAAAACUCUCUGCUCUGUUCCUACGGGGUAGAUGAGUACAUACAAUUGUCAGAAGCUGUGUUGACCGGGACCCGAUUACAACUUAGGGCUCUGGCUUGCAUUCUCAGCAGCUGCCCACUAAAACACCUUGUCCUCCUACCAAAGGCUGUAGGUGCCAUUACGGAUACCAACUGCCUACGGCUCUGGAAGUUCCAUGAUUUUAUGUCCUUUGGGUCGAAGCAAGGCACCAAAUUCAUAGAGACGUUGCCUCUGCACCAGUGUCCCAUCACCUCCUUUGAUAUCUGCUUGGCCUUGAAUAUUUUUGUCACAGGCGGUUCUGACGGCACCGUCCGCAUCUGGGAUUUUCAGGGUAGACUCAUAGCCAUGCUGGACUCGUCUCUGCACUUUGGCCCACUCUGCUUUGCCAAUGACCGGGCCGACCUGCUUGUGACUUUCAACCAGAGUAUUUAUCUGGUGUCCUGCUUACAGCUGUUCCCCCCAUCCAUACUCUCUCGCCUCGCCCUUCUGACCAUAACAGAUGACCUGGUAGAAAUCCCGAAACCUUUUAUGCCAAGCUUCUUCUUUUCUUUUGAGACCUUAUUUGUACCUAAGUAUAGCUACCAAGGUCAACGGAGACAGGACCUAGAAGGCCUAGUAAACCUUCCCAAUAAGCGGGCUAUUGCCUUUGACCACAAUGUGCCACAUGUCAUAGAAGAAGAAGAAGACGGCAGCACUGUGUUACUGACCUCUUCCCACUAUGUUCCUUCGGAGGGACAUGAGUUGCUGCGUGGGUUUGACAAGAAACCCCAAAUCACAACUCACUAUGUGAUUCCUGCCCAGUUGCAGCUGACUGCCUGGGACGGACUGAACCCCUAUCAGAUACUGCGAUGCUACUUCGGACAUGAGAGGAAAUGGCUUAUUGCUCCAGAUUGCUACAUCCCUAACUCAGUGAUCCGUGCCCGUCUUUGGCCGGAGGGCAGUCCAAUAUUCCUCAAGUGCAGCCUGCACGCACCCCAGCGGGAUCUGGAAUGGGAGAAGGGUCAGCCAUUCUUCUUCUGGCAAAGCAGGAUGAGAGCGAUGAGUGAAGGAGGCGAAGCGCCACAGAAAGAGGAUGACGAUUUCUUAGAGGUGAGACUAACCAAGGACAUCACUUACAGUGUCCUCACAGAUAAAACAAACCGCAGCUGGCUGGGGAAGAAAAUGAGCGACGUGGCCAUUAGUAGCCUGAUCGAGGCAAUCCUCAACAUUAUGGUCCGUGCUAACCCGCUGAAGUACCAGUGCUGUAUUGGUGCACUGGGGCAGAUCUUCGCCUCGUACCAGGUGACUCCAGCUCUGCGCUCAGAGACAGCACACCGUCUGCUGGAUGACACGACCCAUCCCAACCCACUCAUCCGAGAACUAUCCUGGGAGGGGCUGAAGCGCCUAGGCAUGAUCACUCAUCUCUUUGCCUUGCCUCUGGCUCAGGGAUUGAUGGACAAGGACCAAAGAGUGAGGAGCAAGGCCAUGACCAUAAUGCCCGAUACUGGAAUCCAUUCAAAGAGCUCACUGUUAACCCUGAUCCAGAAACCAGGCAUUUUCCAGGAGUUGCAGCAAGAGAUGAUUGGGGAGGAGUCGCUGGACCAUCUUCUGGGUCUACGGCCCACAGACAUUCAAACCCUCAUUACUCAAAUAGAGCUGCGAUUAAAUGAUAACCUGUCAAUGUCUAAAAGAGAAAAGGUUGAUUUCUCUUUGGAAAUCCCGGGGUCUUCUGCACCUAGUCAGGCUAUCUCUUUGCUCCUACUUCCCCCAGCUCCUGAAGUACAUGAAAUCAAAACCACCAAAAGCCAAAGACAGAUCCGGUCAGCAGGCAGAAAACGGGCCCGGAAAAUAUUGCGAGGCCUCAGAAAGGUGAAAGACACAGUUAAACAGAAACAGGAGAUAAUUGAUCAGGGUGAAGCAGAAGCAGCUCAGGCAGAUCUCAAAAUAACCCACUCCAGGACUUCAGCUGGUAGCCUACUGAAGAGUCCCAAAGAGGUUGAAAUUUCAGAGAAAGAUAUCUUGAAGGAACACAUUUCCGUGGCCAUGAGACUAAGGAAAAGGCUUCACCCAAGAAUCACAGACAAAAAAGACAAGAAAGCUCGCAAACUCCGAAAGGCCAGGAAGAAGAAGAAAGAAGUCGAAGCCAUAGCUGUAGCUGAGCCAGAGGAACUCUUGCCUCCUGUAGUAGCACCACCUCCACUACCACUACCAAGGAAGAGAAUUCACAAAAUUUCUGGGCGGGGUGUCGGGGGAACACCAGGUAGGACUCUCCCUCCAGACAGUGAGUGGCGGGAUGAUCUCUGUCGGCUCACAAACCUGAGGAUAGCUGAUUCCCAAACAUGGAUGGUGGCUGAUCUAAGCUCUGAGCUAGUGGCUACUGCUACUGAGAUCCUGGCAGGUAAGUAUCCAAGCUGGGAACUUUUUGAAGAAAUAUGCCCCUUACUGGAGGAAGAAGAGGAAAGACAGGCCAGGGCAGAGUGGAAACAAGCCCGAGCUUUAAGAGUACAGGCUAGGGAGAAGAAGUUGCUCGCAAGCGAAGAGGAGAAACUUGCACAGGAAGAGAAAAGGCUAGCCCAGGAGGAGAGAAAACUGGCCCAAGAAUAUGUGAAAAAGGCUACCAAGGGUGGAAAACUGGCCCACAUAGAGAUGACCCUUGGUGAGAAAGAGAACUUUCUGGGCCAACAAGAGGAAAUUCUAAGCCAAGAAGCAGAGCUACUGGCCCAGAAAAAAAGGAAACUGGCCAGAAAGCUGGAGAAAAUGGCUCAUGAAGAAGAAAAAAUCGCAAAAAAAAUAGAUAAAGUGGGAGAAGUGAAAGCAGUCUUGGCCCAGAAAAUAGAAACCAUGCUGGAAAAGGAAAGGAAUCUGGUCCUGGAGGAAAAGGAGCUAAAAGAGGAAGCCAAGAGCCUGGAAUGGGAGCGAAGGGAGCUAGCUCUGAAAGAAGACGAAUUGUACGAGGAUGUGGAAAAACUGGCGGAGAAAAUGGAGGCUCUGGCUAAGGAGGAGGAGAGGCUGGCCUUGGAUGAGCAGAACCUGUCCCUGGAGGAGGAGAUACUGGCCCAGGAGGAAGAGCAGCAGAUGGAGGAAGAGAAAAGACUGGCUUGGAAGAAAGACACAACGCCUGAAGAGCUAAAGAGCCUGCAAGAGAGGAGGGAGAAACUGAGGGAGAAGAAACAGAAACUAGCCCAGGAGAGGGAGAGAAUUGCCCAGAGAAAGGCAGAACUCAAAGAAAAGAGGGCAAGACUGGCCCAGGAGGAAGAAAGACUGGGCCAGGAGAAGUACAUGCUGUCUCUGGAAAAAGAAAGGCUGGCCCAAAGAGAAAAGGCUUUUCGUGAUAAGGAAAAAAAGCUCCUGAAUGGGAAGGAGCAAUUAAAGGACAUAAAAAGCAAACUGGAGACAUAUAGAGAGAAGCUGAUUAACUUAAGUAAGAAGCUGAAGGAGGAGAAAGGGGCCUUUGUGGAGAAGAAAGAGAAGCUAGUUGACACAGAGAAGAAAAUAGAGCAGGCAGACAAGCUUCUGACAGAGAGGCAAGGGAAGUUGUCUGCGGAAAAAGUAAAGUUAGCUGAGGAGAUCACGGAAGUAAUUCAGAAUAGCAAACUUAUCAGAGAAGAGACUGAGAUUAUUAAAGAAGGGGAGAAGCUGACCUACGAAAUGAAAAGGGUGGCCAAGGAGAAGAUGAAGCUGAUGGAAGAGUCAGAAAAGCCCCCCAUGACAGAGGAAGCCAUCUUAAGGAGAAGGAGGCUGGCCACACAUGAGAUAGAUCUAAUGAAGAAGAGAGUGUCACUGGAGGAGAAGAUUCUAGCAUACGAAGAUAGACUGUUGGCCACAGAGGAAAAGGAUGCUGCCAGAGAGAGUCUGGAGCUUAUCAGAGAACAGAGGAAACAGGCCCACGAAGAAAAGAAAUUAGCCAAAGCCACAAGGAAACUGGAUAGAGAGAAGAGUGUUUCCAAGGAGCCUGCAGAAACUAGAAAAUCCUUAAAGGCGCUUCAAAAUCUAGUCAACAAAGCAAGGAAACUGACACAGAAAGAAACAAAGAUGACAAAGAUAAAUCUGUCACUGUUAAUUAAGGAGAGAAGGUUAAGUGAAGAGGAGGCGAGACUUGAUGCAAAGGAGUUGGAUGCUGGAGAAGAGCAACCAGAGAUAAUCAUGGAGGAGAGGAAGCUAGCUAAGAGGCAAAGACGUCUGGCUAGGCAAAUGAGAAGGCUGAGAACCCAAGAACAGAGAAUAAUGGCUGAGGAAGAAGGGGAAUUUGACUGGGAGCCAGCACCAGCAUCUGAGGAGAUGGAAAGCAAGGAACCAGAAGCAGAACAGAUAUUCAGGGAGGAGGCGGUCGUAGUGUCCAGGAUACCCACAAUGACACCCAUGAUAUCCUUGAGGACAAUGGUGAUGGAUAAAGAGCGGGAGCUGAUGGAGAAAUAUAAACUAGAACCUCUCCGCCUUCUGGAGGUGAUCUCGGAGUAUGAAACAGCAGGCAUGAUCACACCAUUCACAUCUCGGAUGGUUAGAAGGGCCAUGGAAGCUCACAGACUCCAUCUCAAAACGAAGUGGUUUCUGAAGCAUCAUCCUUCUCUGGCAGGACAAACAAUGGGGCAGCUUCGUCUCCCCGAGAUCUUUGCUGAGGAACGAUACUUAGAGAUAGGGGUAUCAGACAUAGAGUGGCUGCAUGGUGUCCUGAAACAGAUGGAGGCAGGAGAAGAACUUUCUAGAUACAGUUUUCACAGACUGUGUCAACUACUCAAAGACCUCACCGAAACAGGAGACCUGCAGUGGCUGCACCUGGCAGUACUUGAAGCCAUUGUGCACCGUCAUAAGCAGAUCGUGGAUUCAAGAUCUUUAAAACCUAGUAGAGAACCUAUGAGCCCCAAACAUCUGAAAGUGAUUCCUCCCAUAAAGGGAAGAGAACAGGAUGGCUGGCUGAAACCUUCAGCUGUCCCUGUACCAGGGUCAUUAGCUACCAAAAGUGUUACAGACCCAAAGGUUAUACACUGGCAUCUUCUAGGAGAGCCAUACAGAAGUGCCCGGCUGCAACAGUUGUCCAGUACUCUGGAUGAAAUGGAGACACGGUCUCUCGAUCCUACCACAAGAGACAUUUUGAGUGAUGCUCAUUCUUCCAUAAACAAUCAGACCCUGGCACUGAUGUUUCAAAAAGACUUUGGGGAUCUUAAAAGUAAAAGCAGGUAUCCCAAACUGCCUAAGUUGGAGAAAAAGCCUAUCUCCAAAAAAAAGGAAGAGGUACCUCCAUGGGAGACAUUUGUGGCACUCUACCAUGUUUUGCGGAUGCUACAGCAGCAGUAUGACAAAGACAAGGCUACUUGGAUGGAAAAGUUUUACCAGCUCAUGGACCUAUACCAGAUUAAGUCUCUUGGGAUCCAGAGGCUGCUGCUGGACCUGCUACUGACUGAAGAGUCCCAGUCCCAAGAGUUCCUCUCCAAAGAGACCGUGGAGGCUGAGGAGCUGAUGCCUGGGCAGCGGCUACUGUACUGCUUGGUUUGUGGUGGCUCCCACCCCCCACAAAUCCCUCUGGAGUUCCAGAAUGUCAUACCCCUCCCUGAACAGAACAAUGUGCAUACCAUUAGUUCCAAAGGCAUUACCAAGUACGGAAUCCUUGAACUUGCCUGGAAGAGCCUGCCCCAAGCUGAUAUUCACCUCAUCAGGAAAGAGUCCCAUGUCAUUGUCCCCACUCCCUAG
Messenger RNA from Arvicanthis niloticus (Nile rat), 7248 nucleotides. NCBI's taxonomy places the organism in Eukaryota, Metazoa, Chordata, Mammalia, Rodentia, Muridae. The record is from RefSeq and is a predicted model, not a curated record.